This is a messenger RNA of Cylicocyclus nassatus, 1394 nucleotides long. Lineage: Eukaryota; Metazoa; Nematoda; Chromadorea; Rhabditida; Strongylidae. The record is from the annotation of a GenBank genome assembly.
GGGUUUUUACUCCACUUUUUCAUUUACACGCAAUGCAGCAAAGAAUAUUGAGACGCACGAGCUUCGGCGGUUCUUCAGGAAGCUUACGACGUUCUAGUAUAUCAUCAAAGGAUAUACAAGCCAUACAAAUGGCGUUGAUGAAACAACAUGUACCGACCGAACAAGUUGUAUGCUUAUUAAUUGCUCUACCAAUAUUUUCUUUUUUCUACCUAUUUCUUAUCUAUCAACAUCAAGGUAGCUUCUCGUCGGCAAUAUCAGCUCUUUUGUCAAGACAAUUCCUAAUAACUUUACUACCGCCGCUGUUUGACGUAGUGGCUUGGAAGUUCAUACUAGUGUUUUUCUCCCUACAACUAAUAUUUCAUUGGGUUUUACCACAAGAUACUGUAGUACUGAUAAAGUCAGGCGGAAACACGCGGAAAUCCGUGAACAGCUUUAGUUCUUGCCUACUACUAUGUUUACUUUAUGUGAUGGGCAGUGGCCUAGGAAUGUACCGACAUGAUCUUGUAUUUAUUCACUUUUCUUCCAUCAUAAUGUGUCUAGCAAUCGUCUGCAUUGCAACUUUUACUUUUAUGCUGAUCUCUUAUCGAUAUGGUGACUACUAUAAUGUUACCACGAUCUCCGAGUUCUGCUUUGGUGUAGAACUACAUCCAAUAAUUCUUGAUAUUGAUGUGAAGCAUUUUGUUCGUUCUCGUAUUACGUUCGUCUUAUGGCCACUAUUUAUCAUUUCGGCAGUUUAUUAUCAAAGGAAUAUGUAUGGCAAGAUUACGAGGGGGUUGCUGGGAUGCAGUAUCGUGCAAAUGGUUUAUAUAAUUAAAUACCAUUGGACUGAAUAUUUGGCGCUAAAUUCGCUCGACUAUAGAUGUGCAAAUUGUGGUUUUUACAAAUUAUGGAGUGAUAUGGUGCUAUUUCCCAUACUCUAUUGCUCACCGAUAGCUAUCAUUGCCCAAACCCAAAGAUCCAUUUCUAUUAUAACUAGUGGUUUUCUGUCAAUAGCAGCAGUAGUUUUAAUUGUUAUGACUACCAUUAUUGACCAUCAAAAAUAUGAAUUCAGAAGAUCCAAAGGCGAUAUCAAAAUUCAUGGAGUUGAUCCGUUCUUCAUUACUGCCAAAUACAAGAAUGAUAAUGGUGACACAGCCGCAAAUUUGUUAUUGGGGAGCGGCUACUGGUCGAUAAGUCGCCAUCCGAACUACAUUUGUGAAGCUGUCACAUUUGCCGUAUUCUCGGCAUUUCAAGGUCCUGCAACGCUUGCCUGCCAUUUACCGGCCAUUUUCAUCGCAGUAUUUCUCUUUGUUCGACUAAUGAACGAUGAGACACGGUGUUUGGCGAAAUAUGGCCAAUCAUGGAUACAACAUUGUAAUAAAGUGCCGUUUCGAAUACUACCUGGGAUAUAUUAA